Molecule: messenger RNA, 2165 nt
Organism: Tilletiopsis washingtonensis
Lineage: Eukaryota; Fungi; Basidiomycota; Exobasidiomycetes; Entylomatales
Product: putative SSB2-heat shock protein of HSP70 family, cytosolic
Exons: 9
Coding region: 13-1875 (620 amino acids)
Biological process (GO): protein refolding; vesicle-mediated transport; cellular response to unfolded protein
Cellular component (GO): cytoplasm; cytosol; nucleus
Molecular function (GO): misfolded protein binding; ATP hydrolysis activity; ATP-dependent protein folding chaperone
Source: RefSeq, a predicted model, not a curated record
AUCUCGCCCAUCAUGUCUGCCGAGAUCCCCGCUGCCGGCUCCGACGACGUCUACCAGGGCGCCAUCGGCAUUGACCUUGGUACCACCUACUCCUGCGUCGGCUGGUGGGUCAACGAGCGCGUUGAGAUCAUCGCCAACGACCAGGGCAACCGAACCACGCCCUCGUACGUCGCUUUCACUGAGAGCGAGCGUCUGAUCGGCGAUGCUGCCAAGAACCAGGCCGCCAUGAACCCGCGCCAGACUGUCUUCGACGCCAAGCGCCUCAUCGGCCGUCGCUUUGACGACCCCGACGUGAAGAAGGACAUGUCCCACUGGCCCUUCACGGUCAUCGACAAGGACGGCUCGCCGUUCAUCCAGGUCGAGUACAUGGGCGAGCAGAAGCAGUUCUCCCCGCAGGAGAUCUCCUCGAUGGUCCUCACCAAGAUGAAGGAGAUCGCCGAGGCCAAGAUCGGCAAGGAGGUCAAGAAGGCCGUCGUCACGGUCCCGGCCUACUUCAACGACUCGCAGCGUCUCGCCACGAAGGACGCCGGUGCCAUCGCUGGCCUCGACGUGCUCCGCAUCAUCAACGAGCCCACCGCUGCCGCCAUCGCCUACGGUCUCGACUCCAAGUCGUCGACGGAGAAGAACGUCCUCAUCUUCGACCUCGGAGGAGGCACCUUCGAUGUCUCGCUCCUCAACAUCACCGGCGGUGUGUUCGCCGUCAAGGCGACGGCCGGUGACACGCACCUGGGUGGCGAGGACUUUGACAACUCGCUGCUCGACCACUUUAAGAAGGAGUUCGAGCGCAAGAACAAGGUCGACAUCUCCGACGACGCCCGUGCCACGCGCCGCCUGCGGAGCGCCUGCGAGCGUGCCAAGCGCACCCUGUCCAGCGUGACGCAGACGACCGUCGAGGUCGACUCGCUCUUCAACGGCAUCGACUUCCAGGCCAACAUCACGCGCGCCCGCUUCGAGGAGAUCAACGCUGCCGCGUUCAAGGGCACGAUCGACCCGGUGGCCAAGGUGCUCAAGGACGCCAAGAUGGCGGCCGACAAGGUCGACGACAUUGUGCUGGUCGGCGGCUCCACGCGUAUCCCCAAGAUCCAGUCGCUCGUGUCGGAGUUCUUCGGCGGACGCCAGCUCAACAAGAGCAUCAACCCCGACGAGGCUGUCGCCUACGGCGCCGCGGUCCAGGCCGCCGUGCUGACGAACCAGACGAGCGACAAGACGGCCGACCUGCUGCUGCUCGACGUCGCCCCGCUCUCGCUCGGUGUGGCCAUGCAGGGCGACGUGUUCGGCGUCGUCGUGCCGCGCAACACGCCCAUCCCGACGAACAAGACGCGCACGUUCUGCACCGUCGAGGACAACCAGACGACGGUGACGUUCCCCGUGUACGAGGGCGAGCGCACGCAGUGCAAGGAGAACCGCCUGCUCGGCGAGUUCGAGCUGACGGGUGUGCCGCCGAUGCCCAAGGGCCAGGCCGAGCUCAUCUGCACGUUCGAGGUCGACGCCAACGGCCUGCUCAAGGUCACCGCCGAGGAGCGCACCGCCGGCCGCAAGGCCAACAUCACCAUCACCAACUCCGUCGGCCGCCUCUCGUCCAACGAGAUCGAGCAGAUGAUCAAGGACUCCGAGUCGUUCAAGCAGUCCGACAAGGAGUUCGCCGCGCGCCACGACGCCAAGAACGAGCUCGAGGCCUACGUCCACAGCGUCGAGGGCACCAUCUCCAGCCCCGCCGCCACCUUCAAGCGCGCCCAGAAGGUCGCCGUCGAGCAGGAGCUCGCCAAGGCGCUCGAGCUGCUCGAGCUCGAGGACGCCUCGGCUGACGACUACCGCCGUUCGUCGCUCCGUCUGCGCCGAAGUGUCCAGAAGGCACUCGCCCAGGGCGGUCGUUGAGCUGAAUGUGUUCCGGCAUACUUUUCCGUGCUUUUCAGCCAUCUAAAAUGCAUCACUGAUCGACCAGCAACGAGGGGGACAGGAGGGGGGUGGAUGUGCAGGCGCGUCGCGCCGCGCUGCUGCCAGCUCACGUGACCGCGCCUGCCGCGGCUGAAUCGCUCCCACGCUAUAGACGCCGCGCCUCCGCACUGCCUGCCUCUGCCUCUACUCGCGUCUCCAUCCUCCUGCCCUCUCGGCCUUGUCUGCAGCGGUUCAUCGCACCGCUUCAUUCCAUUCGAGCAUUGGCCGUC